This is a messenger RNA of Dryobates pubescens (Downy woodpecker), 2229 nucleotides long. RefSeq names its product delta like non-canonical Notch ligand 2 (gene DLK2). The record is from RefSeq and is a predicted model, not a curated record. Gene Ontology annotation, cellular component: plasma membrane; protein-containing complex. Lineage: Eukaryota; Metazoa; Chordata; Aves; Piciformes; Picidae. Gene Ontology annotation, molecular function: calcium ion binding. Bases 196 to 1386 code for a protein of 396 amino acids. The transcript has 6 exons. Gene Ontology annotation, biological process: establishment or maintenance of epithelial cell apical/basal polarity; heterophilic cell-cell adhesion.
AGGCGGCCGGGGCUGCACGGCGGCGGCGGGCGGAGCGGCGCGGCACACGCGGCGGCAGCUCCCUCCGCAGCCCCGCGCCUCCACAGCCCCGCCGCCGCUGCGCCGGGAAUGGCCGCCCCCUGCCGCGGCGCCCCGCGAUAGCCCCACGACCCGCCGCGUCGCCGAGGUGUUCAUCUCGGUGGGGCCACGCUGACCAUGCUCAGGAGCUUCUGUCUCCAGCUCAUGUCCUUGGUUUGGAUCCUCUUAGCCCAUCACCAGUUUGCUCAAGGUGAUGACUGCAGCGAGCGCUGUAAUCUUGCCCAUGGCUGCUGUGACCAGGAUGGGAAGUGCAGGUGUGAUCCAGGCUGGGAGGGCGAGUACUGCGAGGAUUGUGUGCUUAUGCCGGGCUGUCUCCAUGGGACAUGCCACCAGCCUUGGCAGUGCAUCUGUCACACUGGCUGGGCUGGCAAGUUCUGUGACAAAGACAUACACAUCUGUGAACACCAGUCCCCAUGCCAGAACGGGGCUCAGUGCAUCUAUGAUAGAGAUGGGGAAUAUUCCUGCCUGUGUCCAGAAGGCUUCCAUGGGAAGGACUGUGAGAUGAAGAUGGGGCCAUGUGAGAAGGCAGGGUCUCCGUGCAAGAAUGGGGGGCAGUGUCAAGAUGAAAACGGCUUUGCGAGCAACUUCACCUGCCGCUGCCUUGCCGGCUUCGUGGGGGAGCUCUGUGAGAACGACGUGGACGAUUGCCUGAUGCGCCCCUGUGCCAACGGCGCCACCUGCCACGAUGGCAUCAACCGCUUCUCCUGCCAGUGCCAGGUGGGCUUUGAAGGGCGUUUCUGCACCAUCAACAUCAACGACUGUGCCAGCCAGCCCUGCAAAAACGGGGCCAAGUGCUACGACCGCAUCAAUGACUAUGACUGCUUGUGUCCUGAUCGUUUCACUGGCAAAACCUGUGAAAUCUACGUCCCUGAGCCCACCUGGGCUUCCCCCUACCACCCUGUGAACCAUGAGGAUGGCAGGGGUGUGAAAAGCACCACUAGCGAGAUGCCAGGGGUGACACAGCCAGCGCCUGUCAGGACUGCAGUCACGGGGCAGCGCUUGGCCAACCACAGUGAGAAAGAGACGGGGGGAGGGUUGCUGAAAAUCUCUGUGAAGGAAGUGGUGACCCAAAGGGACUCAGGUCUGAGUGAAGUCCAGCUGGUGACAGUGCUAGUGUUUGGGGUGCUGACGGCAGUACUGGUCCUCAUCACUGUUCUGCUAAUGCUGAGGAACUGGCAGAGGGGCCGUCAGAGAUCGAACUGGUGCCAAAGCUCUUCUCAAGCUGCAAGGAAGCUCCAAGACCAAGAGUGUCAGGUGGGCAUGCUCAACACUGUCCUCAUCGAGCCUAGGAAGACAACAGAGCUGUGAGCUACAAAGACUGAGCUGGGCCCUGGCAGGUCAUUGUGCUGGCAAACCCCUUGAACUGCACCCUGGGGAGCUGAGCUGGCACCAGCUAGACAGCAGGGAAGAGCUCCCGGGGCAGUGAAUAUGUCAACAAAACCCCUGGGUGUUGAGCAUUGGUGUGACAGCUUCACCUGGCUCUGAGCUGUCUCCUGCCUGGCCAGUGCAGCCAGUACCCACGGGUAUCUGAAAGCAGGGCUGGGUUGGGCCAGCUCUGCAGGGAAGUGGUAACAUGCUGCUUGUGGCAGCCCACACUAUGCAGUGCUGAUACUGUCCAACCUGAGCUCUCAGAAACAGGAUGGGUAGUGCUGAGGAGUGCAUGGCCUUCUUGCAAGCCCAAAUCUGCCAGGCCCUUUAUAACUCCCUCUUUGGGACUACUGGAAAUGGCUUUGUCCUCAUUUCCACUGGUGUUGGGAUGUUUCUUCUGGGGCAUUUGGGAUGACGCAGCCUCCCUGCCCCAGCACUGAAUGGGGUGCCUCCUGGCUGUUUCUGGAGGCUGUUCUUUCAGAUGCUGUCCCUAGGGAGUAAGCAAACAUCCUUGCUCUUUGGUUUUGUGGUUCUGUAAGCCAGUUCAGAGACUCUGGAGAUAAUGUGGGGGUCUCCUUAUGCCCUUCUUCUGCCCUUGGUAAUGCUCCUUCCUCUUGCUGUUGGACCUGGGGUUACAAACACAUUCUGUACUUUCCUCCUGAUGAUCCAGGUGUCUUCUUUUCCCUCUUGCCAAGCCGUCCUUUCUGGCCUGGCCACAAAUGACCCAGCUCCUUCCCGUCUUCAGUGUGCACUUCUCCCUCACCAUUUGCUGACAUGGAAGAG